CAUUAAAUGCUCGAUUAAUAAUAGCGUGUUCAGUGUCAACGUUAUUAUUGCGUCCCUUGGCUACCAGACGUCCCAGUCAAAAAUCAACGCCUGAUCAACUCGAUGUGUAACGGACGCUCAUCAGCCAUUAGCCCGUCUAAGAUAUUGUCGAAAAUAAAACCGGACGAUCUACCGGGACAGAUUGACAGUUAUUAGUGGACAGACUGGGCAUCUUUUUAGGACAAUCGUUGACCGUACAUCUGUGCAAAUUUGUUUCAUUAUUCUUACUUUUGGCACCGUGAAAAAUUGAUAAACGUUAUAUAAAAGCGUUGACAAACGUUACGUCAAUACAAGAUGGCAACCACUGAAGCGAUGGAAAAUCUCAGCGCAAUCCUGCACGGCAAGCACGAUCUCCGGCUGGAGAAAUCACCCAUUCCUGACCCGUUAGACGAUGAUGUUCUGCUGCGGGUAGCCUCAGUGGGGAUCUGCGGAACGGAUUUGCAUUUUUGGCACGAAGGGCGAACAGGCCGAUUUAUUGUUACUGAGCCUGUCGGUCUCGGACAUGAGACAAGCGCGUAUGUCACAAAGGUUGGCAAAAAUGUCAAGCACCUCAAAGUUGGGGACCGAGUGGCUAUUGAACCAAAUUUGACGUGUCGGAAAUGCGAAUUCUGUAAGCGUGGUACUUACAACCUUUGUCCCACAAUCAGUUUCGUUGAGGCCUCACCAUACAGAGGACAUUUUCGAAAAUAUACUCUGUCGAAGGCCGAUCUCGUUUUCAAGGUGGCGGAUCAUGUUAGCAUGGAAGAGGCUGCCUUAGUAGAACCAUUUGCCGUUGCAAUACAGGCCUGCAAACGGGGCAACGUUCAAGCAGGCCAGAAGGUUCUUGUGUGUGGGGCAGGACCGAUCGGCUUGCUAUGCAUGUGUGCUGCACGAGCUUAUGGGGUCGACAACAUUGUUCAAACCGAUAUCAUUGAACCAAGACUGAAAACUGCCAGAAGUAUGGGAGCCAAUCACACGAUUAACGUGUCCGAUUUGAAACCCGAGGAAGUCGCCAAACGGGUUGAGGAACUGUUGGGAGCGCAACCCGAAAUCACUUUUGAAUGCACGGGAAACGAGCUUUGCUUGCAAACUGCCGUUUACGCCACAAAACCGGGAGGUUCCGUUUUGGUCGUUGGUAUGGGAGCACUUAUGAGCAAAGUGCCCAUCAUGGAAGCCGUCGUUAAGGAAAUUGACAUUAAGGGUAUUUUCUGCUACGCGAACUGUUAUCCCACGGCAGUUUCACUGAUAAACUCGGGCAAAGUAAAACUCUCUCCGAUGAUUACUCAUCGCUAUCCACUAGAGAGGGUAGUGGAAGCGUUUGAACACGCACUAAGCGGCUGCGACGGCGCGAUCAAGAUCACGGUCAACUGCUACAGGCCGUAAACAUUUCAUCAAGAAUAUGCCCGCCGCCCCUUCACAGCUCGUGGUAUACCAUGCAGUCUAUGGCAAUUGCAAAUAAGAAACACUAUUUUCAAUAAAGUGUUAACUACUGGAAAA
Varroa destructor (honeybee mite) is the source of this 1515-nucleotide messenger RNA. Its product is annotated as sorbitol dehydrogenase-like. Gene Ontology annotation, molecular function: L-iditol 2-dehydrogenase (NAD+) activity. NCBI's taxonomy places the organism in Eukaryota, Metazoa, Arthropoda, Arachnida, Mesostigmata, Varroidae. The record is from RefSeq and is a predicted model, not a curated record. Gene Ontology annotation, biological process: D-sorbitol catabolic process.